AACUGUAACAGGAAUCUAUGUGGAGGGUCAGGAACCACCAAUCCAACCGUGUCAUCCUCUAGUCCCACUUACGUUCGUUUGAUCGGGGGAUCCAAUGCUUAUGAGGGGAGAGUUGAAGUUUUCCAUAAUGGAAUAUUCGGUUCAAUUUGCGAUGACGGGUGGGGUGGAAGCGAAGCCCAGGUUAUCUGUGGUAUGCUGGGAUAUAGCAGAAGCGGAUCUGGUGGCGCACAAGGCACAGUAUUCGGUGGAGCCCCACUGUAUGCUAAGAUAUUCAUGGACGAAGUGAAUUGUACAGGGACAGAAGCAAGCAUUGACCAGUGUCACUUCAAUGGCUGGGGAGUGCACGACUGUGGGCAUGACGAAGACGCAGGAGUUAUCUGCAACUCAGCAAGUCAAGAGGAUAACAUCAUCUUUCUUCUGGAUACUGGUCUUGGUGGAGUGAUUUUCAGAAUGGAUCUGAACACCCAGAGUUAUGUGCCCAUUCCUAUGAACAGUCUGUACACCCCCACAGCUUUUGAUUAUGACCCCACAGACGGAAGGAUCUAUUUUGUGGAUUACAAACUUAGACAGCUGAUGAGCGUACAUUUCAGCGGAACUGAUGUCAGAGAACUCAAACAAUUAGAUGCAAAUGCUGAUUUAGAGAAAAUUCAGGUGGACCCAAUCAACCGAAGGCUUUUCUACGCAGACACCGGUAAUAAUCUUAUUGGUACCAUUAAUUUAGACGGCACCGGAUACAAGGUUAUCGUGAACCAGGGUCUGGAUGAACCACGUGACUUGGCUCUUGUUCCCGCCACACAAACAAUAUACUGGACAGACUGGGGGUCAAGUCCAAAGAUCGAGAAAGCCAACUAUGAUGGAGGAAGCAGACAAACUCUGGCAUCCACCAAUCUAAAAUGGCCAAAUGGUCUAGCAUACGAUUAUGAAGAGAAUAGGCUUUAUUUCGUGGAUGCCGGUACGCAUAAAAUCGAAGCUAUGCAGCCGGACGGAAGUGCCCGCACCACCAUUUUAACCGACACAACCGCCCACUUUUUCGCUUUGUCGCCUUACAAACAGUACCUUUAUUACACCGACUGGAAUCAACAUACGGUGAUGAGAGUAAAUAAGGACGGUACUGGUAAGACCAAUGUCGGACCUACCGGUUUCCGGCAGUUAGCGGACAUUAGGGUCCACAAGUAUGGAUACGGAAUGCCAGGUGUGGUUACUCCCUCACCUAUUGUGGUAGACGAGAGCCAUAUUUUUGUUCGUCUCGUGGGUAAGGGGGAGCAUUACGAAGGUCUAGUUGAGGUUUACAUUAAUGGAGAAUGGGGGACCAUUUGUGACGACAUGUGGGACGAAAGAGAGGCUAAGGUCGUCUGCGAAAUGUUGGGAUUUGGAAAGACCGGAGCGAAGGCCGUUUCUCGGGCGUACUACGGGACAGACAGUUCUGUUAUCAUCUUCCUGGAUGACGUGAAUUGUACAGGUGAAGAGUCUCACAUCGCUCAGUGCACGAAGAUUGGAGACUGGGGGCUCCAUAACUGCCGACAUAAUGAGGACGCGGGGGUCAACUGUACAUUCAAUGCAGCCACUAUUCGUGACUUUGUGUUGGUGGCCGAUUCCUAUGUUCAGGAGAUUUACAGAAUGGACCUGGAGAGUGGUAGUUACUCCGCUAUCCCCCAGUACUCUGUGAACACCCCUAUAGCUAUAGACUAUAACCCCCUCACUCAUACCGUCUUCUACACAGACGUAGCUCUUCACCGUAUCAAAAGCACCAGUUUAGACGGAACCAACGAAAAAAUCCUGAAACAGCUCAACGCUGUUUCUGUACCAGAUGGUCUAACUAUUGACGUACAGAACCAAUUGUUGUUCUAUACUGACACCGGAAAUGACGUCAUAGUGAAAAUGAAUUUGGAUGGAUCAAAUGUGGUUAAUGUUACCAAUGCAAACUUGGAUGAACCUCGAGCUGUGACUCUGGAUGUUGCUAAUCAAGUUGUAUACUGGACGGAUUGGGGAGCCCAUCCGAAGAUUGAGAAGGCUAAUUACGACGGCACUAACCGACAGACUCUGGUCGACAGCGGAUUGAAAUAUCCUAACGGACUAGUUUAUGACGGAACAACCAACAAGUUAUUUUUGUGUGAUGCGGGCACAAAUAAGAUAGAGAAGAUGGACACGAAUGGCCAGAACCGACAACUCGUUUUCCAGGACGCUGGGGCACAUUUCUUCGGAAUCGACGUGGACUCUCAGUAUAUUUAUGUCUCCGACUGGACUAAAGAUGGGGUUGUGCGAUUGUUAAAGGAUGGAACAGGCGAGACCCCUGUCGGACCCCCAUCCUUUGGUAAACUGAAUGGUGUCGCACUCUAUCAUCAGGGAGGUUAAUCAAGCUUUCCAGCCCUUGUUCUGUUAAAUAAAUGGAUUUUUUUCCAAGAAAUAUAACUAUUUUAAAACAAAUGUGUAUUGCUGUUUUUAUUAAACAUUAAAAUUGAAUUUACAAUGUCAACAUAUUUUGCAU
Saccostrea cuccullata (small rock oyster) is the source of this 2485-nucleotide messenger RNA. RefSeq names its product low-density lipoprotein receptor-related protein 5-like. Gene Ontology annotation, cellular component: membrane. Gene Ontology annotation, molecular function: Wnt receptor activity; Wnt-protein binding. The record is from RefSeq and is a predicted model, not a curated record. The transcript is spliced from 15 exons. Lineage: Eukaryota; Metazoa; Mollusca; Bivalvia; Ostreida; Ostreidae. Gene Ontology annotation, biological process: canonical Wnt signaling pathway. Bases 193 to 2352 code for a protein of 719 amino acids.